Molecule: messenger RNA, 2420 nt
Organism: Nicotiana attenuata
Lineage: Eukaryota; Viridiplantae; Streptophyta; Magnoliopsida; Solanales; Solanaceae
Product: calcium-dependent protein kinase 21-like
Exons: 8
Coding region: 455-2071 (538 amino acids)
Biological process (GO): intracellular signal transduction; peptidyl-serine phosphorylation; protein autophosphorylation
Cellular component (GO): nucleus; cytoplasm
Molecular function (GO): calmodulin binding; calcium ion binding; calcium/calmodulin-dependent protein kinase activity
Source: RefSeq, a predicted model, not a curated record
AGUAGACCAAAAAAAAAAAAAGUCGAAAAGCUGGCAAACAAAGUUUUGACAAAUCAAACUAAAGUACUAGAAUUUCUAUGGACAACUCCACGAGCUUAAUCAAGUCAAUGUACAGUGUUCAAGUCUUUGCCCUUGUCUGAUCUGUGCAAUAUCUUUAGGUACUGUACCCCUCAAAUCUUUAAAUCUUGAUUUUAUGUCAUUCACAAAGUUCCAAUCUUUUUACUCUAUAAAACCCCAAAUUCUUGAUUUUGUAAAAUCUUGAAGAAAUGAACUCCAAAAAUUCAAUCUUGAUAUAUGGGAGGUUGUUUUAGCUAGAAGUAUACCCAGCAAUCUUGAAUCUUGAUUUGUGUCAUUCACAAAGUUACAAUCUGUUACUCUGUAAAACCCCCCAAGUUCUUGAUUUCUUGAGGAAUUAAAGUCCAAAAAUUCAAUCUUGCUCACAUAAACCGUAGAAAUGGGUGGUUGUUUUAGCAAGAAGUAUAGACAAGAAGGUGCUAAUGGGGGGUAUAUGGCAACAAGAAGAAAUGUUAAUCAAGAAUAUCAAAAGCCACCACAACAUCAACCAGAAAGGCCAUAUCAGCCACAGCCACAGCCACAACCUCAGCCUCAGCCACAGCCACAAGCACAUACUGUUACCGUGCAGCCGAUACAAACCCAAGACCAAAUGCAAGGACCUCAUUUGAAUAACAUAUUAGGAAAGCCUUUUGAAGAUAUUAGGAAGCAAUAUACACUUGGGAAAGAAUUAGGUAGGGGUCAGUUUGGAGUGACAUAUCAUUGCACCGAGAAUUCGACGGGGAACCCUUAUGCUUGUAAGUCUAUAUUGAAAAGGAAGCUUGUGAGUAAGAAUGAUAGGGAGGAUAUGAAGAGGGAAAUUCAAAUUAUGCAGCAUUUAAGUGGCCAGCCAAAUAUCGUGGAAUUUAAAGGCGCAUAUGAGGAUAGGCAUUCGGUGCACCUCGUGAUGGAACUUUGUGCUGGAGGAGAGUUGUUUGAUAGGAUUAUUGCUCGGGGAUAUUAUUCGGAGAAGGAUGCUGCUGAGAUUAUUAGACAGAUUGUAAAUGUUGUUAACAUUUGCCAUUUCAUGGGUGUUAUGCAUAGGGAUCUUAAGCCAGAGAAUUUCUUACUGACUAGUAAGGAUGAAAAUGCAAAGCUCAAGGCAACCGAUUUUGGACUUUCUGUCUUCAUUGAAGAAGGGAAGGUGUACCGUGAUAUAGUUGGUAGUGCAUAUUAUGUUGCCCCUGAAGUAUUGCGGCGUAGUUAUGGGAAGGAAGCAGAUGUAUGGAGUGCAGGUGUUAUUUUGUAUAUUCUACUCAGUGGCGUGCCUCCAUUUUGGGCUGAAACUGAAAAGGGAAUAUUUAAUGCCAUACUAAAAGGAGAAAUUGACUUUCAAAGUGAUCCAUGGCCAUCCAUAUCAAAUAGUGCCAAGGACCUUGUAAGAAAAAUGCUGACGCAGGAGCCAAGGAAGAGAAUGACUUCAGCACAAGUUCUUGAACAUCCAUGGCUUCGAAUGGGAGAAGCAUCAGACAAGCCAAUAGACAGUGCAGUGCUGUCCAGAAUGAAACAGUUCAGAGCAAUGAACAAGCUCAAGAAACUUGCAUUGAAGGUAAUUGCGGAAAAUUUAUCUGAAGAAGAAAUCAAGGGUCUGAAAGCUAUGUUUGCGAACAUUGAUACAGACAAUAGUGGCACAAUCACUUAUGAAGAAUUGAAGUCGGGAUUGGCUCGGCUUGGAUCAAAGCUAACGGAGACUGAAGUCAAGCAACUCAUGGAAGCUGCUGAUGUGGACGGAAAUGGAACAAUCGACUACAUCGAGUUUAUUACUGCAACAAUGCAUAGACAUCGGCUUGAAAGGGAUGAGCAUCUCUUUAAAGCUUUUCAGUAUUUCGACAAGGACCAUAGUGGCUUUAUCACGAGAGAUGAACUGGAAAGCGCCAUGAAGGAGUACGGCAUGGGCGAUGAGGCGACCAUAAAGGAAAUAAUUGCAGAGGUGGACACUGACAAUGACGGUAGGAUCAACUAUGAGGAGUUUUGUGCUAUGAUGAGAAGUGGAACACAACCACAGCCGAAGCUUUUCUAGUCAUUGACAAAAAUGCCCUCGAUAGCAGAGAUGUUCAGCAGUCAGCACGAUAGAAAGGCGUCUACGCUGAGAAGAGCACUACAGAAAAGAGAGAUGAAGUAUAAGGAGGCAUUUUGGUUGUAGGUUGAGUUUAAAUGCAGAAUGUGUGAAUAGUUAAGUUAAUGGUAAUAUUUACACUUUCCCUGUAAUGUAUCUGAUCCCCUUUGUAAUUUUGUGUGGAUCACAUUGUCAUGUUAACAGAUUACAACAGGGCAAUCUGGAAUUAGCAUUGUGCUUGAAAAAAGAGAAGACUGUUGACUUGACGUUACUGAUGCCUUUAAGAUGUUAAUGGGAGGUUUUUCAUAUUUAA